This is a messenger RNA of Scophthalmus maximus (turbot), 2227 nucleotides long. Its product is annotated as B-cell receptor CD22. NCBI's taxonomy places the organism in Eukaryota, Metazoa, Chordata, Actinopteri, Pleuronectiformes, Scophthalmidae. Bases 72 to 1700 code for a protein of 542 amino acids. The transcript is spliced from 11 exons. The record is from RefSeq and is a predicted model, not a curated record.
ACUGGAGAGGAAGCGGGGGGACGAGAAAACCAUCCCACUUCUGCUUUUUACUGCACAAAAUCAUCCCCUGAAUGAGCAAUGUGUCAGUUUGCUUUAGCUGGCAGAUUUUCACGAUGGAAAGUUGUGUGCUGAUCAUACUUGUCGCCAUGCCAGGUGUUUGGGGUGGAGCGUGGGGCGUGACCUUCGGAGACCUGUGUGCUUUGAAAGGGACAUCAGUUGUUAUGAAUUGCAGCUAUGAUUAUCCAUCUGGUUAUUCUGUCACUAAUGUGGGCUGGUCUAGACCCCACUAUGCGGCAGCCUCCGGCAAGUGGAGGCUGUUUUUCCUCUCGCGUCUCCCUACGCCCCCGGUCCACUUUGAGUAUGUGGGCGACUACAAUGGUAACUGUAAUCUGAAGAUCCACGAUGUGCAACGCACCGAUGAGGGAAAUUACUAUUUUAGCUUUGUGACAACGCUCGACAGAUAUACGAGUACAACCCCCGCCCGUUUGUCCGUGAAAGAGUUGACCGCAAUUGUGCGGCCGAGCACUGUGGCAGAGGGAGACGAUGUCAGCCUGACCUGUGUGUUAGGUUGUCCCGCACGUACAGCCGUCGUCUGGUUUAGGGAUGGACAGCGCGUGCUGAAACCAGUGUUCCAGGCCAGGAGAGAGGACGCCGGGAGGUACUACUGUGCUGUCCUGGGACAGGAGACGGUCAGAUCUGCCUCCGUGGUUCUGAAUGUCCAAUAUGCUCCCAAGAACGUAACGCUGUCGGUGAGUCCACCACGAGGCGUCGUCCAAGGCAGUUCGGUGGCUUUCGCCUGCGCCAGUGACGCCAACCCCCCUGUGACGCCCACGGCAUACAGCCUGUACAAGGACGGGCAGUUUGUCAGCGCAGGACAGAGCCACACGGUCCUCGGCGUCCAGCCCAGCCACAGCGGACUGUACCGCUGUCAGGCCUGGAACAAUGUGAGCUGGAGGGGCGUUGACUUGAUGAACUCUACUGAGAUCCGGCUGGAUGUCCAGUACGGUCCAACGUACAUUUCAGUUUCACUGGAACCACAGCAUGCCGUUGAGGGCAGCAGGGUGAACCUGACCUGCAGCGCUGUGGCGAACCCCGCGGCGGACAACUACACCUGGUGGCACAAGAGGACCGACUCUGCCAGCUCCAGCCCCGGCCCCAUGCUGUGGGCCGGCUCGGGACGGGUGCUGACCCUUCCCGCUGUGGAGGCGUCCCACGCGGGACUCUACGUCUGCCGGGCCAGGAACAGUGUCGGGGAGAUGAGCUCGGCUGAGAUGCUGCUGACCAUGAGCAGGGGGAAGCGAGGCAGCCAGCCCCACCUCAUCAUAGCCGGAGUCGGAGGCUUUCUUUCAGUGACCCUCGUGAUAGCUCUGCUUUGGUACCGGAAACAAAGAACCCAUGCAGAGAGAAAACCGGCUGUGUUUGGCUCCGGGCUCGGUGUAAGAGGCUCGAGCUCUCCGGCCACAGGCGAUCAGCUUGACGCCGUUUACGCCAACGUCGGCACGUCUCAAUGGUCUCCUCCGCUUGCCACUGCGGCUCAGGACGCCGCCUCUCGUUCCCAGAGGAGCGCGCGGCACGAGCACGAGCUCCCCACCUCGGAUGAAGCCGAGGUCACCUACUCAACGGUGACCAUCCAACCCAGAAACCCCAGUUUUCCACCUCGCACAAAUAACAGCCGAGCUCCACAAAAGUGCGGGAUCUGACCGUAUUGUCGUCUGAGUGUAGAAAAAAGGAGAAAGAUGGCGGCAGCGAGCUCAUGUCCGGGCCAAUUUGUGAACCCCUGGUGAGUUGUGAUAGUUCUAGAGGAGAGAGAUGAGAACGGAAACGGUUCAACACUCCUGUUAUGUAACACAUAGGACUGUGCUGAUCAUUCUGUUUGCCGUGCUACAUUUAUAGAGUUUGCCAUGCCACACGCUUUGCCAAUACCAGUGUUCACAGUUCAAAUGUAUUAUUAUUAUUAUUAUUAUUAUGAUAAUUAUUAUUAUAAACCUGGUGAUAUUUUUGUUAAUGAGAACAAUAGAAAAGUGCUUAAUUUGAAAGUGGACUGUACACAUUACUUGUAUUUGAACGGUUUACCAAUGACAGAGUAACUGUUAAUGCAAUAGUAAGUCACUGUUGUGUUUUGCAGUUAUUGGCAGUCAACACAUUCAGAGGCAGAAGUGUUAUUACCUGUAUUUCUUUAGUCGGCAUAAUGACAACACAAUAAACUACAAAGCAAUAUAUAAAUUCA